Molecule: messenger RNA, 1428 nt
Organism: Vicia villosa (hairy vetch)
Lineage: Eukaryota; Viridiplantae; Streptophyta; Magnoliopsida; Fabales; Fabaceae
Product: putative F-box protein At3g16210
Exons: 1
Coding region: 108-1295 (395 amino acids)
Molecular function (GO): protein binding
Source: RefSeq, a predicted model, not a curated record
UGAGAUCAAUACUUAUCUCAUUGUCAAAAAUGAAAAUAACAUUGACUGAGAUCUUUUAGUCUGAUUUCCAGCGUGUUGGCUACAAAUCCACGCAAAUUCAGUUGUCUAUGAAUAUGGAGAAACACGUGACUGCGAAAAAUAAAAAGGUUAGUAGUUAUAUACAUGAUGACCUCCGCUUAUCCAUUCUAUCAAAUCUAUCACUGAAAACUUUGAAGCGUUUUGAAUGUGUUUGCAAAUCAUGGAUCCUUUUGUUAGAAAACCCUAAUUUCGUAAGCUUAUUUCGCAAAAGCUUCUUAUCCAAUAAUCGUUCUUAUUAUGAUGAUUGGUCUAUCCUCCUACACCAAGAUGUGACUUAUGAUAAAUCUGUGAUGUAUUCUGUUUCUGGUGAGAGGUUUGAGAAUAGGGCUAAAUUAGAUUGGCCAAAUCCAUUUCAAGAGGCUGACCCUGAAUUUAAAAUAUCUGGAUCUAGUAGUAUUAAUGGGUUUUUUUGCCUAAUUAAUAAUUCACUACCAGAUACAAGAGUUGUAUUAUGGAAUCCAACUACUGAAGAAUUAAAGAUUGUUCCUAGAAGUCCUAUUGAGUUUAUACCAUAUAUAGAUUAUAGUGCUGUCCAAUAUGGUUUUGGAUAUGAUUAUAUUGGAGAUGACUAUAAGGUGAUUAGGUGUGUAUUGUGUUUUCCAAAAAGGGGCAUUUUUGAUGAUUCUGUCUUUUUCAACCCUUUAUGGGAUAUAUAUAGCCUAAAAAAUAACUCAUGGGAGCAACAUGAAUUUGAUAUCCCUAUAAAUUAUGAAGAAGAUGAAGUUUCCAUUAAAGGAGUGAUUUACUGGUAUGGUGAAAAUGAAUCUAGUGACGAUGAAGAUGAUAAAGAUGAUGAAGCGUAUAUUUUUUCGUUUGAUCUAAGCUGUGAGAAAUUCGUUAUUACACCAUUACCCUUAACAGAUGCAAGUUUUGAUUUGGAUUAUGUAUGUAGAUGUUUGAUGGUGUUAAAUGGAUCAAUUGCUUUGAUCUCAAAUUACACAAAUAUACAUACUUUCCAUGUAGCUAUUUUGGGUGAAAUUGGUGUGAAAGAAUCUUGGUUUAAACUCUUUAUUGUUCCACACUUACCUUGCAUUCGGUAUCCAAUUGGAACGGGAAAGAGUGGAGAAAUAUUCUUUAUAAAAGAAGAUGGUAAAUUAGUCUAUUAUGACUUAAGCACUCGGAUGAUGGAGGAGUUUAGUUUUCAAGGAGAUAGAUUUAGAGGCAAGAUUAUUACUUAUAAAGAAAAUCCAAUUCCAAUCGAAGAAAUAAAUGAGUAGAUCAUUUGGCAUUUCCACCCUAGAGCUAUGUCAUUGUGGUUAUUAUGAUUUUAAACUUGUAAUCAAAGAGACCAUCUAGUUGUGCUUGUCAUCACUAUUAUUAAGUAUUCAAUAAAUCAUUUGAUGUUAUGUA